GCUGUUUGUUGUAUCUUCUUAAUUGGUCGAUGUUGCGUCGUACUAUUCGGCUGCACAAAAAAGUAAAAUUAACAAGUUCUCAGUAAAAUAAACGGAUUUUUUCGGGAUUAAAUAGUUAAAGUUAUGAAUAUACCCCAGUGGCAGACAAUACCAACGCUGGUACUAGAGCAAAUAUUCGACUUUCUUGACUCGCGAGACCGCAGAGCUGCGGCCAAUUGUUGUUGGGCAUGGCGACAACAUUUCUUUCAAAGACGCUACUUUAGGAACUUUCGCUUUCACAUUGACGUGGCACAGGAUGACCAACUGUCGUUCUUCCAUCACAGCAUGUCCAAUCUGGCCAAGGAGCUGGUUAUAGUCUUCGAUUUUCACAAUGCGUUUCACAUUCAAAAGAUUCGUGGGCUGCUCUACAAAGCGGCACGCUGUGAUAAUAUUCGAGCCUUGCGUUUCCAAACCAACAAUGUGGGCCUUGUGGCUCCUGGGAAUACACACAGCGAGCUGCUGGUGGCCAUAGAACAGUGCUUUGUGGAGCCGCUAAAGAUGUUUCUAAGUCGCAAGAAUCAGCCAUGUCAGACAUUGGAUUUGGGUGCCAUUGAAGCGCUUACGUAUUAUGGCCAUGACUUUCUCAAGGCCAUGGUUAAGCCACAGGAGCUGCUGCAAUUAACGUUGGCCAGCAUUAAAUACGAUCCUAAUCAUUAUCCCAUACUGGAGUUGGACACAACGCUGCUGCAGAAAUGUGCCUCUCUACAGGUGCUCUCCCUGGACUAUGAUACGCUCAGUGACGAGCUGUUGCACACUAUACAGGUGCUGCCACUGCGUAAGCUGCUCAUUGUUGUCCAUGGCUUGGAUCGUGAUGAGCACGCAGGAGUAUCGGAUGCUGCCUGGGCGAAUUUUUCAAUGCAUUUCACAAAUAUCGAACUGGUGCUAACGCUGGUGUACGCCUAUGAGGCUGUUGAACUGUUGGUCAGUCGCAUCGUUGGCGAUCACAUGCCCGUCACACACAUACGCAUUCUGUUCUGUGAGUUCAUGAGCCACGAAGCUGUUGACGGUAUGUCCAUUGCCAACAGCGACACACUGCGCAGCAUCUAUUACAUUGACUCGGGCAACAAUCGCGGCCAUAGCAAUUACUUAAGCAACAUCCGUGGACAGGAUGCCUUUGUCAUGUUGGCCUGGCGCUGCAAGCAGCUUGAGGAGAUCGUUGUACACGGCCAUCCAAUGGAUCCGCAUAAUCUUCUAGGUAUUGCACGCCUGCGCAGUCGUCAGCUGCGACGUGUGGAAGUGUCCCAAAUCAAUUGGCCAAAUGGUGAACCGCAGUGCGCCUUUAAUGAUGAAAUGUAUAAGCUGUUGGGACAACGAUGGACUCUUCUGAAAUACGAUCAGCUGCCGGCUGCUCUUGGUGAUGGUCCUGUGUAUUGUGAGGAGCGGGAUGAGUUCGUCUACGAGUUGUUGCGUCGCGAUCUGACGCUUUAAAGCACAAAAAAAGAAGAAAAAAAACUAAACAAAAAAACCAAAUAUCGAAUUAAGCAACGUCAUGCGAAAAGCAACAUCAACAACAAUUAGAGCAAAACAACAUGACACGUGAUCAAAUCGAGCGCAUAGAAAUUUGUAGCGUUUAGUAGACUAGUUCAAAGUUAAACAGAAUAACAAAAAAAAUACGAACACACGAAAGUAAAAACACAACUAAAAGAUAAAUCAAUCAAUAGACUUUUCGGUUAAGUUAUAAAACAAUUUUGAUAUGCAACAUUCAAAGAACUUAUAAUUGGCGAGCCUUUAUACAACUUAACAAUAUUAUUCUUGACUAUGUUUAACUUUUGUAAACUAGAACUUUAACUUUUGUUCGGCCACACAGCAAAGAUUGAAGAAAUGUAAGCGUAAAGGCAAAAGAAAAAGACUUGAACACUUCAAAAUGCAAAAGCAAGCGUUAAUGCGAAUUGUAAACAAAAACAAACAAACAAACAAAACGAUCUGUUUGUUGUAAACAACGUAGAAAAACAUCAAUUAGCGAAUAUAGGGAAAGUGGGUAGGGGAGAUGGGAGAGAAGAAAUAGAUGAACAUCAUUUUAUAAGCAACAACAACUGUGAUUUAAACAAAAUGCAAGCAAAGCAAACGCAAAGCCAGUUACAGCAGCAGUAGCAACAACAAAAAAAAUCAACAAGAACAACAGCAAACAAUUAUUAAGCAAAUUGUCUAGUUAGCUAAGUUAGCUAAGUAAAAUAUAAACAAAAACAUACAUGUGUUGAAAAUGUUUGUAAACCAAAAGCAAAACAAAAGAAAUCGAUAAAAUGACCAAUAUCAAAUUGUUAGCUCAAUCAAUUGGCAGAUACAAACAAAUUGUUAACUUUUGUAAUAUGAGAAAUAUGUAAUGUGAAAUUGGCGCUAAAUUGUGAUAAAAAGAAAAAAUAUAAUAACAACAAAUGUAACGACAACAACAACAUGACAAAACGUACAGUCAGCCAAUUAUGAAUAUCAAUGCAAUUGGUUUAAAUCGUACGCAAAGCGCCAUCAUUUGUGUAGUCUUCAAAGUGAUAUUAGCAGCUUAUAUGUAAAGCAAACAAACAGCAUAUUGUAAACAACACACGUCUAUAUAUACAUACCCAAGAGUAUAUAUACAUACAUAAGACAAUUAACUGACGUGUGUUGUCAACUUGAUAUAAAAAAAAAACGAGACAUGCGUUAGCCAGAAUCUAAACAAUCCAAUUCGAUAAUGUAAAACCGAUUUAAUCAAUCAAUUAUCCACUUGAGUAUUUUGUAGCAACAGGCAUUCAUUUAUACAAUCAUCUACUAUAUUUUAAUUAUGUUUGCACAAAAUCAAAUGACAAACAACUAAAAAAUAAAAGCAGCGCAGUUAGGAUAAAACAGACAACUGUUGUUAGGAUAGUUGCCUCGAGCACGAGAACAACAACAACAACAACAAAACGGUACCUGAAGAUCACUUUGAGCAUUUAGCUAACAACUCACAAACAAAUGAGGAGAAUUGCUCAAAUUAAGCUAUCUAACAAAAUAAAUUUAUUAAAAAAACGAAAGACUGACAACAAAAGCGUUGCAAUUGCUCAUUGCUGGAGCCGAGGCAACUAUUCAACAUAGAACAACAACAAAAACAACAAACAACAGCAGCGAUCUCAAUGACAACUCUUUAACACUAUUCAAAACUAAAACUAUGCAUGUAUUUUUGUUAUAAACUUCAAUAGCGAAUAUUAAUUUGUAAACAAAAGAAAGAUGAGAAAAAAGAGUGCAAAUCAUGUGUAAUAAGAAGCAAUCUAAAUGUGUGUCUAUAUAUAAAUAUAUAUUUGUGUGUGUACAUAGUUUAUAUAAACGAAACAACCAACAAAUGUAAUUAAGUUAAGCCUAGUACAUACCAACAACAACAACAACAACAAGAAACAAACAAAACAACAACUAAAUGUGAUAAACGUGUCAUGCUGCUUCCAAUAAAACAACAAACACAAGAGAAGAGCACCAAAGAGUCCCUCAAAAUGAAA
Drosophila innubila is the source of this 3476-nucleotide messenger RNA. RefSeq lists its product as uncharacterized. Bases 124 to 1467 code for a protein of 447 amino acids. The record is from RefSeq and is a predicted model, not a curated record. The transcript is spliced from 5 exons. NCBI's taxonomy places the organism in Eukaryota, Metazoa, Arthropoda, Insecta, Diptera, Drosophilidae. Gene Ontology annotation, biological process: positive regulation of protein ubiquitination; SCF-dependent proteasomal ubiquitin-dependent protein catabolic process. Gene Ontology annotation, cellular component: SCF ubiquitin ligase complex. Gene Ontology annotation, molecular function: protein binding.